AUGUCGGAAGCGGCGAAUCCUUCGGCCGUCGAGGGCGCGGUGACGCUUGAGAUGAUAAACGAGCUGCAGAAGCAGGUAUUGGAUAACAAUCCGAUCUACAAGUAUCUUCUCUCCGAUUUGACCAUCACGUCCGUCUCACCCGGCUUCAUCGAAGCCCAAGUGCCCAUCACCUCCACCCUCAUGAACAGCAAGAACAUCCUGCACGGCUCCACCUCGGCCACCAUCAUCGACUGGAUCGGCGGCAUCGUCAUCGCCUCCACCUCGCCCGAUCGAUUCAAGAACCGCGGUGUAUCCGUCGACAUCCACGCCACCUACGUCGGCGCCGCCAAGCAAGGCGAUCUGCUGAUCAUUCGGGGCACGAGCAACAAAGUGGGCAGGAAUCUGGCGUUCAUUGAUGUAAAGAUCUUGUGUAGGAAGCCGGGAGUGCACCUUCGUAUAGAGACACUUGGGCGCAUUCGGACAGAGUCACACAGCAUCGUUUUCAGACAACAGCUAGACGCACGCACAUCCAUCGUCGACCGAUAG
Molecule: messenger RNA, 525 nt
Organism: Pseudozyma hubeiensis SY62
Lineage: Eukaryota; Fungi; Basidiomycota; Ustilaginomycetes; Ustilaginales; Ustilaginaceae
Exons: 3
Coding region: 1-525 (174 amino acids)
Molecular function (GO): fatty acyl-CoA hydrolase activity
Source: RefSeq, a predicted model, not a curated record